Molecule: messenger RNA, 885 nt
Organism: Verticillium alfalfae VaMs.102
Lineage: Eukaryota; Fungi; Ascomycota; Sordariomycetes; Glomerellales; Plectosphaerellaceae
Exons: 2
Coding region: 1-885 (294 amino acids)
Source: RefSeq, a predicted model, not a curated record
AUGCUUCCUUCCGUCCUCACCGUUCUCUCCGCCCUGGUGGCGUCCUCCAUCGCCAAGCCCGUCACCAAGUGCCGACAGGCCGCCGUGACCUGCCCCAUCGUCUUUGACGGCCGGGUGCCCCAGACGGCCACGGUCCAGGACUUUGACACGGCCGGCGGCGGGGGCUUCAACCCUUUCAACCCCAACUUUGUCAAGGGCAACAACCUGACGUGGUCCGAGAUCCUCCUGCUGCCCACCAUCACGCCGGCCUCGCGCUUCGACGCCGCCAAGAACACGCGGCCCGUCGAGGUGACCAUCAGCGACGAGUCCAUCUUCAUGACGCAGCUGGGCUUCCGCCGCGCCGAGCUGCAGUUCGCCAACGACACGGGCAGCGGCAGCCCCGGCAGCGUCGGCGUCAAGACGCUGCACUUCAGCGUCCAGACCGACGCCCAGCGCCGCUUCAACGAGUCGCACGAGUACCUCAACGUCUGGCACGAGACGGCCGUCUUUGACGCCAACCAGUUCAACUUCCAGACCGGCACCAUCAUCGGCCAGCCCGAGCUGCCCGCCAACACCUGGAAGCUCCUCGACCGCAACAACGCCCUGCUCUGGUCGACGCCCGUCCUCGACGGCGUCUGGCAGAACUUUGGCCUGACCCUCGACUUUAACGCCAACACCAUCGGUGUCCUCUACUCCGAGGGCGACAAGCCCCUGGCUCCCUCCGGCAAGGGCGCCUUCCCUGCGAACCUUGCCGGCGAGGGCCAGUACCACGUCGGUAUCCUCAAGAAGCCCACUGGCACAGACGACGUUGUCAACUCGGGCUUCCAGGAGAGCCCCCUCAAUGAGGGUCUCAUCUACGCUGGCGUCUUCAUCGAGGACAGCGCCAACGGAUGCGUUUCCAAGUAG